CACAUUCUCACAUUAUGGAAGGAACUUCUCGAUCACUUCCUUACACCAUAAGAUUCGUUGGUCUACUUGGCAGUCACUCUCUUGGUAGAAAUCUAAAGUUUAUGGCUACUGUGGUAGAUUUAGGAAGGGAAUUGAUAAGCCGAAAGAUAAAACUUGCCUAUGGAGGAGGUAGUGUUGGCCUUCAAGGAGCUGUUGCUUCAAAAGUCUUCACCAAUGGUGGUCUCGUUAGAGGUUUCAUUCCUGGGUACAUAGCAACACUACGGGUCUACAGACCUACAUAUGGCGUAGAGCACACAGUUUCCAGCAAUUACUACAAAUAUUUUGAGAUGAAUCAUGCUGUGGAAGCUUUCAUCGUUCUUCCCGGAGGAGUUGACACUAUGGAAGGUUUGUUCACCUUGAUCUCGUGGGCUUCUAAAGGGUUACACAAUAGACCCAUUGGUCUCUUGAACAUUGACGGUUAUUUCAAUAACCUAAUCAAGUUUCUAGACGAUGCAGUGAGGCAGAACUUUAUGUCUUUGAGUCAGAGGAAACUUUUCAUUUCUUCUUUCUUUGUUGGUGAGCUUUUAGACAAAUUAGAGUUUGCUAAAGCUUUCCCGGGACCAGGGGUUAGUUACGAUGAGUUUGUGAAUCCUGGAAGACUUGACUUAGAAUUGCAUUUGUAACAUUCCUCUUGUAAUUCAAGUUGUAUUUUGUGUUGCAAUGAUGUUAUCCAUAAAUAUUCUCCUAGGUUGUAUGGCUAGUGCGAGCUAUAUUUCCUUCAUUCUUCAGUCUUUCACUAUUGGUGUCACUGUCUUGUUUUGUAUCGUCACCAUGUCACAAUCUUUCAGGUCAGUAGGGUAUACGAACGAGUCAAUUAUCUUAAUGAUUUGUCUUGUGAGCAUCACUUUACUUCAUUUUGUCAAUUCAGACUACAUCGAUGUUUUUACGAUAAACAACUAAAUCCUUA
Messenger RNA from Cuscuta campestris, 946 nucleotides. NCBI's taxonomy places the organism in Eukaryota, Viridiplantae, Streptophyta, Magnoliopsida, Solanales, Convolvulaceae. The record is from the annotation of a GenBank genome assembly.